AACAAUCAAUAAGAAAAUUAAAAAUUAACAAAAUACUUUUAAUAUAAUUUGUUAUCAUUAUCAAAGUUGCGCGCAUUGUCUCUUUAUCUAGAAAGUUCCUAUAUGGUUAUAACUUCAUAUUUUGUUUUGUUAUAUUCAUGAUCUUCAACUCUUCAUCAUAAUCAUGAAUCCGGCCCUUGUCACGUUGGACUUCGAUCAUACGAUCAUAGACGACAACAGCGACAUAGUUGUCCGGGACCUGCUCAGGGGCGGAGUGCCAAGCGAAGUUGAAAACCUACACAGCAAAAAUGGUUGGACGAGGUAUAUGCAAGAGGUGUUCCGCCUUGUCGCAAAAGAUGGUUACACAGAGACGCACAUCAGGAAGGCGAUAUCUUCUAUACCACCUGUGCCGGAUUUCCUCACGUUCUUCCAUGAGCUGAAACACCUCAACGCCGAUGCGAUCAUCAUAUCGGACUCGAACUCUUUCUUCAUACGAGCCUGGCUCGAAGAGUAUGACCUGCUCAACAGCAUCGCAGACGUUUUCACGAACCCGGCUGAGUUUGAACGUGGAGUAUUGCUCAUUAAAGAGUACAUGAACCAAGACUGGUGCAGGCACUCGACUGUCAACUUGUGCAAGGGAUACAUCCUGGACUCUUUUAAAGAGCGGAACAGGCUGAAUGGCAAAGAAUACUCGAGGACGUUUUACAUUGGGGAUGGAAAAAAUGACUUCUGCCCGUCACUCAGACUGACGAAGGACGACUUCGUCUUCCCCAGGGUUGGCUUCCCACUGGCAAGGAAGCUCAGCGAAUGUGAUGAAAUCAAGGCAACUGUCUGCCCAUGGUCGCACACAAGGGAGAUAAUGGAUGUGAUCAAAGAGUAUGCCCCACUGUGACAAGCCCUGUGAUACUGCCUCGUCAAGAUGUAAAUAGCAAUUUUCCUCAUCUGCUCUCCCCCUUAAUCAGUCACAUUUUUAUACGCCAAAGAGCACCACUUGUACAUAAGGCUGAAAGCUAAUUAUAUUUUUUAUGUUAUGAAUAAUAAAAAUAUUAAAGUAGA
Molecule: messenger RNA, 1035 nt
Organism: Cimex lectularius (bed bug)
Lineage: Eukaryota; Metazoa; Arthropoda; Insecta; Hemiptera; Cimicidae
Product: probable phosphatase phospho2
Exons: 3
Coding region: 164-871 (235 amino acids)
Molecular function (GO): phosphatase activity
Source: RefSeq, a predicted model, not a curated record